Mesocricetus auratus (golden hamster) is the source of this 2500-nucleotide messenger RNA. Its product is annotated as cytochrome P450 2E1-like. Gene Ontology annotation, cellular component: intracellular membrane-bounded organelle; cytoplasm. Lineage: Eukaryota; Metazoa; Chordata; Mammalia; Rodentia; Cricetidae. The record is from RefSeq and is marked provisional. Gene Ontology annotation, biological process: xenobiotic metabolic process. The transcript has 9 exons. Gene Ontology annotation, molecular function: oxidoreductase activity, acting on paired donors, with incorporation or reduction of molecular oxygen, reduced flavin or flavoprotein as one donor, and incorporation of one atom of oxygen; heme binding; iron ion binding. Bases 20 to 1501 code for a protein of 493 amino acids.
GUCAGAGCCCAGAAGCACCAUGGCUGUUUUUGGUGUCACCAUUGCCUUGCUGGUAUGGGUGGCCACCCUCCUGAUUGUAUCCAUCUGGAAGCAGAUCUACAGCAGUUGGAACCUGCCCCCAGGACCCUUCCCACUUCCUAUCUUGGGAAACAUUUUCCAGCUGGAUUUGAAGAAUAUCCCCAAGUCCCUCACCAAGCUGGCAGAGCGCUUCGGGCCAGUAUUCACACUGCACCUGGGCUCAAAGCGUAUCGUGGUCCUGCAUGGCUACAAGGCUGUCAAGGAGGUACUACUGAACCACAAGAAUGAGUUCUCUGGCCGAGGGGACAUUCCUGUGUUCCAAGAGUAUAUGAACAAGGGGAUUAUUUUCAAUAAUGGACCCACAUGGAAGGACGUUCGACGGUUUUCCCUAAGCAUCCUCCGUGACUAUGGGAUGGGGAAACAGGGUAAUGAGGCCCGCAUCCAGAGGGAGGCACACUUCCUGAUGGAGGAGCUCAAGAAGACCAAUGGUCAGCCUUUUGACCCCACCUUUCUGGUUGGCUGUGCACCCUUCAAUGUCAUUUCGGACAUCCUCUUUCACAAACGUUUUGAUUACAAUGACAAGACGUGUCUGAGGCUCAUGAGUUUGUUCAAUGAAAACUUCUACCUGCUAAGUACUCCCUGGAUCCAGGCUUACAAUAACUUUGAGAAUUAUCUACGAUACCUACCUGGAAGCCAUAGAAAAAUAAUGAAAAAUGCAUCUGAAAUAAGACAGUACACACUUGCAAAAGCCAAGGAACACCUCCAGUCACUGGACUCCAGCUGCCCUCGGGAUGUGACUGACUGUUUGCUUAUAGAAAUGGAGAAGGAAAAAGACAGCCAAGAACCCAUGUACACAAUGGAAAAUAUUUCUGUGACUUUGGCUGACCUGUUCUUUGCGGGGACAGAAACCACCAGCACAACCCUGAGAUACGGGCUCCUGAUUCUCAUGAAAUACCCAGAGGUUGAAGAGAAACUUCAUGAAGAAAUUGACAGGGUUAUUGGGCCAAGUCGUGUCCCUGUUUUCAAAGACAGGCUGGAGAUGCCAUACAUGGAUGCUGUUGUGCAUGAGAUUCAGAGAUUCAUCAGUCUUAUCCCCUCCAACCUGCCCCAUGAAGCAACCCGAGAUACCAUGUUCCGAGGAUAUGUCAUCCCCAAGGGUACAGUUGUGAUUCCAACCCUGGAUUCCCUUUUAUAUGACAGUCAAGAGUUUCCAGAUCCAGAGAAAUUUAAACCUGAACAUUUUCUAAAUGAAAAUGGGAAGUUCAAGUACAGUGACCAUUUCAAGGCAUUUUCUGCAGGAAAGCGUGUGUGUGUUGGAGAAGGCCUGGCCCGCAUGGAAUUGUUUCUGCUCUUGACUGCUAUUCUGCAACAUUUUAAUCUGAAGUCUCUGGUUGACCCAAAGGAUAUUGACCUCAAUCCUGUCACAAUUGGUUUUGGCUGUGUCCCACCUGAAUUUAAACUUUGUGUCAUUCCCCGCUCCUAAGACCUGGAAACUGCCUGUCUCAAGUGAAAAGUCAACACAGACAUCAUUAUUAUCCCUAAAAAUGUGACUUUGUUUUUUAAAAAUCCUAAGCAUAUAGAGUUCCUAUCAUGAAAUGAAACAGAAAAUAAAUAAAAUCUCAAUUAUAUGUUAGCUGUGGAUUUAGUGAGGAGGACCUUGUCCCCUUGGCUAUAUAAAAGUUCCCCAGUGAGUAAACACCAUUCCAUAGCCAACAGUACAGCAUCUUCAGUCAGUCUGUCCCUUACUUCUCUUGAGGAAUGUGGGAUGAUCCUGUUAGGAAUAAAGCGUGAGGAACCUUGGCGGAUUCCAUGGCAAGUGAGGGUGACCGAGGCAGGGGUACAAACACACCAGGCAGAUAGAGCUUAAAUGAGAAGUUUUAUUAGAAAGGGAAGUGGGAGAGAGAAAAGAGGCUCAGAUACAAAGAGAGGACAGAAGAGUAGAGGGAUACAGGAAAAGUCCUGUCUGCCCCAGGGGAACAGUAGGAAAGAGAGAGGGGAAAGGGAGACAGGAAAGAGAGCAUAAGUGGAUGGAAGUCUUUCUUUUAAAGGGUUCCUUUGCACCUGGGCUGACCAGGGUACUGACUGCAUUCUGCCAGGUGACAAGGGCAGGCCAGCAUAAUGCCUGAAUCCUUACAGAUCCUGGUUAUCUGCCUAUCUCAAGACCCUGAAUUUAAAUAUAUAUUCAAAGUUCUCUGAUGGGGGAUGUCUUUCUGUAUAUAUGUUUCUCUUAUUGGUUGAAUAAUAAAACACUGAUUGGCCAGUAGCCAGGCAGAAAGUAUAGGAGGCACUACCAGAUCAGGAUAAUUCUGGGAGGAGGAAGGCAAAGAGAAGCCACCAGAGAAGAUGCCAUGUAGUGGUUGGGAAUAUAGGACACUGAAGCAUUCUCCACGUGGAAAUACAUAGAUUAAUACUUAUGGGUAAAUAAUUAAGACAGAGCUAGCCAGUAAGAAGCCUGAGCUAUUGGCCAAACAGUUUAAUAAUU